This is a messenger RNA of Osmerus eperlanus (European smelt), 2725 nucleotides long. RefSeq names its product interferon stimulated exonuclease gene 20-like 2 (gene isg20l2). Gene Ontology annotation, molecular function: 3'-5'-RNA exonuclease activity; nucleic acid binding. The coding region runs from base 156 to 1148 and encodes 330 amino acids. Gene Ontology annotation, cellular component: nucleus. The transcript is spliced from 3 exons. Lineage: Eukaryota; Metazoa; Chordata; Actinopteri; Osmeriformes; Osmeridae. The record is from RefSeq and is a predicted model, not a curated record.
GUUUUUUAUUACUUCCAUACAAACGGAUGACGAUAUGGAUUGGAGAUGAGUUUACUCCUUUUUAUGAACUCCACUCAUCUUGUUUGUUGAUCUAUUUAGCAUAUGCUGAUUUUACUUAGCCUAAAUACUACCUGCCUUAGUAUAUACCCUCCAACAUGUCGGAUAUAAAAGUAAACAUAAACUUUGAAAGCAAUGGUGGGAGCAGGGCAUCAGCAGGGAAAAACAAAAACCUCAAAAGAAAGCAAUACAUGAAGCGAAAGGAUUACUUUCAGAACAAGCAGAACCAGCACCUUUAUGAGAAGGGGCAUAACCAUCUGGGAAAGCAACCUUGUCACAAUGGGGCUAAGUCUACACACAAAUCUCUACCCAGUGCCAAACACAACAACAGUUCGACUCACAGGACCAGUGCGGUUCCCGCUGUCAAUCCUACCCCGAAACCUGCCGCGUCCACAAGUAGCUCAGCACCUUUGACCAUCACUGUGAAGAACACUACCAAACAAGAGCAAUCAAGCAAAUCGGUUGUCUUCACUAAAACCAUCACCCCAGGGCUCUCGCCUUCAGCAUCGACGAGCCAUACGCACUCUGCCCAUGUCUCUGUUGGGUCAGCACCGUUCGGAAACCCCCUGAAGUACGUUGCCAUGGACUGUGAGAUGGUGGGCACGGGACCUAAGGGUCGCAACAGUGAGCUGGCACGCUGCAGUCUUGUCUCCUACGAUGGAGACGUGAUGUAUGACAAGUACAUCAAGCCCGGCAAUCCGGUCACUGACUUUCGCACCCGGUGGAGUGGCAUCACCUGGUCACACAUGGCUAAAGCCAUAACCUUCAAAGAAGCCAAGAAGGAGAUACUGAAGAUCCUUGCAGGUAAGGUGGUGAUAGGACAUGCCAUCCACAAUGAUUUUAAGGCGCUGAGUUAUGGUCAUCCAGCCCGCAUGACGAGGGACACUUCCCGCAUCCCCCUUCUCAACAAGAAGGCUGGUUUUCCAGAGAAAGGGUGUGCCUCUCUGAAAAGACUUACCAAGGCAUUGUUCAACCGGGACAUUCAGACUGGGAGAAGAGGUCAUUCUUCUGUGGAGGAUGCCAAAGCCACGAUGGAGCUGUACAAAGUUGUGGAGGUGGAGUGGGAGAGGAUCUUAGCGUCCAAACAAUAGAAGAUGGGAGCGUGUUUUGGCAUUUUAAACUGUCUAAAUAUAAACAAUGAAUAACGUUUCAUGUUUUCAGGAACGGUGUGUGAUUUAUCAGGUCUUCCAUGGGUCUAUCGGGCAUAUGUAUCAUAUUUUCCAUUGAAAUACCGCUGCCUUGAUUCUCAGGGAUGGCAGCUGUUCUUCAUGCAGUACAUGUAGUCUGACUAUUCCUCACAAGGUGGCAGUCAUGGUGGUAGUAUUGUGACUUGAUGUGAUGUCAGCAUGUUUGAAUGUUGGAACUGUUUGGAGAUAAUGGUUUACGAUGUUUCAUUAUUCUACUUGUUCAGUUGAACAACCAUUUACAAGAGUAAAGAGUUUUUUUAACAAAAGUAAAGUGUUUUUUCUUUAAAGUAAGAGUAAACAGUAUAUUUUAUAUAGUUUAGCACCUAAGUAAUACACAUAUUUACAUUCCAUCAAUAAAAUAAGACUCACUACAAUACAUUUUGGUGUUCUGAUGUUGGUCACCAAUGUGACUUAUUGAGACUCCGAGAGGGCUUGAGUGCCUCAAUGUUACCAAUUUAAUAGUGGAGUGUUUAGGUUUUGCAAACUACUGCUAUGAGAAAAUGGACUAAACUAGAAAUAUUUAGUUUCUGUUGUUCAAGCAGUCUUAGCAUUUUUCCGAGACUAUGGAACUGCACAUUUUUGUUGCUUGAGGAGACGACUGAGUCAGCUUAGCCUUCACAGAGGUUCUCUCUGUUGCUGUCUGGUUUGGCUACCUUUCUAUUGACCAAACAGGAAACCAAAACCACUGUUUCACCAGUGAUGUUGCUGAAACACCUGAUGGCUAAAUCCAGAAAAUAACAUCUACUUGCCAGAGGACGCUUGUGGUUCUGAGAUGGAAGAUCCUUUCUGGUUCCAACCAUUAUCAGGUAACAUUACAUAGCCUGCCACACAAACAUUUCUGACAGAUAUUGGAUUCCUCAAGUGAUUUGAAGUAAUAAAGAAGUACCGUGAAUGUCAUCUGUUAGAUUUACAAUUUUUGGACAUAAUCCAAUCUAGUCCUUUCCUUCACAUGAAAACAUAAGCAUAGUAAAAAACAAACUUGGCUUAAAUUAAUAAAAAGUGCUGUAGUAAAACCACCAAUCUUGGAGAUGAGCUCCUUGUCACCCCUACAGUGGGUGGCAGCCUGCACUCAUGAACACAGUCUGCUCAGCACCCAUGUUGACUGUCCCACCCAUGCCUAUAUGUUAAAUUCCUCCCCAGCCCGCCACUCGGCCACGGCUGUCAACUAAGCAAGGCUAUGUACAAAGCCGUAUUCACCCGAGGCCUCUUGCUCUGCACUCCUCCACUACACCCUGUUCUCUGUCCAUUCGUUCCUGACAUCAAGCCACUAAAACAGUUACAGGUGGCCAAUGUCCACCCUCUGUCCACAAGCGGUCAGCAUUGCAAGCAUGAGUCAUGGCUGACGUCUUGUCACAGCCUCAAGAUUCCAUAUUUCUGCUGUGUCAUCGAGUCUCUUUUAUCUCUUUCAUCUCAGACCUUCAAUGGGCCCAAUAUCAGACCUUUUCUUGGGUCCUAUGGGACCUAUGGGCAGUUUCAUGGGU